AAGGAAAUUUUUUUAAGGUAUUGUAAGCAUGAAAUUUCAAAUUUCCCUAUUAAAAAUACAAUAAUUGUCACUAAUAUUGUAAAGAAAUAUUAAUAUUGGCCAUGGAAAACAUAGUAAAGGCCAAAAGGAAACUAUUACGUCUUUGGAAUUGGAAAUGAGUAUCAUCUUAGUUUCAAGUUUACCGUUGCCUUGCUCAUCCACUGUGAUUCCUUCUCUCUACAACUCAACUCCUUCGAACCCAUCACUCUUUUCCACCUCAGCUCGAUUUUGUCUUCGUCUUCCUCUAUUUUCUCGCCAUUUCAGAGUUCCUACCGCAGCCAAACCAUCGGCCAUGGAAGCCGUCUCCACCGAGCAUAGUGGAGCCGCCGAUAACCAAAGUGACUCUCCAUUGAUGAAGCUCCUCUUCGUCGAGAUGGGUGUUGGCUACGACCAGCAUGGCCAAAAUAUUACUUCGGCUGCAAUGCGUGCUUGUAGAGAUGCCAUUUCUUCCAAUUCGAUCCCUGCUUUUCGAAGAGGGUCCAUACCUGGUGUUUCAUUUGAUCAAAUGAAAUUACAGAUCAAGCUGGGAGUGCCGCAUCCUCUCCAACAAUCUUUGGAUAUUGAAAAAGUUAAAUCAGUUUUUCCAUAUGGUAAGAUACUGAAUGUUGAAGUUGUGGAUGGAGGACUAAUAUGCUCAAGUGGUGUGCAUGUUGAGGAAAUGGGAGAUAAGAAUGAUGAUUGUUACAUAGUAAAUGCAGCGGUUUAUGUUGGUUACUAGCAACUUGUUUUCUCUAAAGUACUGAAUAACCAGGCUUUGAUAUCUACUAAAUUCAAAACUAAGAGACAAAUAAUGAACAUUGAAGAGGGGGAACAUUGUUUUAUUAUCAACACUGCUAGAAAAAUAAAGGGACUUACACAAUAGUUUCAACUAGGAUAAGAUGAGCCAAGUUUAUUUUGAACUAAAUCCUUACACCACCUAGUGGUUACUGAAAUCACAAUUACAAUGCCUUUGCAUUGUAGAUAAAUGGGUUCCUAUCUGUCAAUUCCCAAUACAUCAUUUUGGUUAAUUAUAAUCAAUCACUUUACAGUUGGUUUUC
Cannabis sativa is the source of this 1076-nucleotide messenger RNA. RefSeq lists its product as uncharacterized. The coding region runs from base 155 to 757 and encodes 200 amino acids. NCBI's taxonomy places the organism in Eukaryota, Viridiplantae, Streptophyta, Magnoliopsida, Rosales, Cannabaceae. The transcript has 4 exons. The record is from RefSeq and is a predicted model, not a curated record.